AUGGCGCAGUGUAAUGAUGAUCCUUUCUCUUUUGACGCGAUUCAGCUUCAGACCCAACCCGAGAGGCGCGGAAUGCACCGCCUCGACGAUGGCGAGCAAAUCCAGCGUCCCGAUGCCUUCGACGACCUCUGCCAGGGUCUCUUACUCCAGGCACGGAUCGACCGAAUCGUUCAUGGGUUCGAGGGCGAGGGCCAAGGCCCCGCAACACUCGUCAUCUUUGGCUUUCGUUUCCAUGGCCUCAACGAGAAACGACGGUUCAAGGAAGCGGUCAUCAACAUUACGUUCCAAGACGAACAGAAGCGUCGUCACCACCGAUACGAUCCCGAGGUAAUCUCGCUGUGGCCGAAUGGGAUGUUCACGCUUGGAGAGCCCACGGUCGUUGAGCUCGAGAGCAGAAGAGAGGGGAAGGUGAGGGCAGAGGUGACGGCCGGUGGUGCUGGGGUGGUGCAGGGAGGCGCCCGGGCUGCGUACAAAUGGGAGACGACCAAGUCAUUCAAGAGGCUGGAUCGGGCCAUCUUGGUUGGCUCUAUGACCCUCGACACCACGGUGCGACAUGAGGGGGGAAACAAUCUGGUUCGCCUCACCAUCUCGGAGAACCACGCGGCCGCAUCAGGGAUUGUCACGGACUUGCGCGCUGCUGUGCUCCUGAGGCGCAAAAACGACGACGAUACGUUCACGGCCUCGGUAAGAUUCAAGGCCAAGGCGGACUUCCGAUACGACUGCGUCCGCGGGGUCCGCGAUAUCCUGGGAUUCUCGCCUCCGAAUGGACCGGUUCGCUUUAAACCGGGAGUGCAAUACCUGCGGCCACCCACGUUGGGAGACGAGAUGGAGUCUAGACUUGCGGCGUCGAUUGACGCAAACAAGCUAAAUGCUGCGAGGUUGAAUGAACUGGCAGGGAUCUUGAGCGCCACUGUCUUGGCCAUUUAG
Messenger RNA from Penicilliopsis zonata CBS 506.65, 927 nucleotides. RefSeq lists its product as hypothetical. Bases 1 to 927 code for a protein of 308 amino acids. Lineage: Eukaryota; Fungi; Ascomycota; Eurotiomycetes; Eurotiales; Aspergillaceae. The transcript has a single exon. The record is from RefSeq and is a predicted model, not a curated record.